Molecule: messenger RNA, 1949 nt
Organism: Doryrhamphus excisus (bluestripe pipefish)
Lineage: Eukaryota; Metazoa; Chordata; Actinopteri; Syngnathiformes; Syngnathidae
Gene: egr2b
Product: early growth response 2b
Biological process (GO): regulation of transcription by RNA polymerase II
Molecular function (GO): RNA polymerase II cis-regulatory region sequence-specific DNA binding; DNA-binding transcription factor activity, RNA polymerase II-specific
Source: RefSeq, a predicted model, not a curated record
GGCUGUCCCCAAUAAUAAUAGGACUUCUUCAAGUUUCGUGUCAGAUCCACGGAGCCGUGCAGCGGCGUCCUUAAAGUCACAGCAAAAAAAAAAAAAAAAAACUCCAGUUGCUUCUGUUUGCUACAAGAUGACGGCUAAAACUCUGGAGAAGGUGCCUCUGAAUCUCGGAGGGUUCGAGAGCGUGUAUUCCGUGGAGGAUAUGACCACCGGAUUGCCCACUUCGGUGGCUGUGUUUCCCAAUUCUGACUUGGGGGCCCAUUACGACCAGAUCAACGUGACUGCAGAUUCCCUAAUGAGCGCAGAAAUGAGCGCAGAGAGGCGUUCUCUGGACCUCUCAUCAUACGCCAGCGGCUUCCCUCAACCUUCUUCUUCUUCUUCUUCUUCUUCUUCCACACACCGCAACCAGACUUUCACUUACAUGGGGAAGUUCUCCAUCGACUCCCAGUAUCCCACAAACUGGAAGCCCGAAGGAGUCAUCAACAUCGUCUCGGGUAUCUUCAACGUCGCCCAUCCUCCUCCUCCUCCUCCUCCAUCCACCUCGUCGUCCGCUUCCCCGGCUUCCGCUGGAUCCCCCGGUCACUUUUCAGGCGGGAAUUUAAGUUGCACCAUGGCUGCGGCCCACCACAACCAAGCCGAGAUGGAGCACCAUCAGCUCUACUCCCCUCCACCGCCGUACUCCUCCUCCGCUUGCGGGGAAGUGUACCAGGAUCCAUCGGCGUUCCUCUCCACUUCAUACCCGCCACCGUACUCCUCCCCUAAGCCGCACGGCGGCCAAGAGGCGCCGGGACUCUUCCCGAUUAUCCCCGACUACCCUGGCUUCUUCCAGCCGGCUUGUCAACGAGACAUGCACGCUCCAAGCAUCCAAGACCGGAAACCAUUCGGCGCAUGUCCGCUCGAUACAUUCCGUGUGCCGCCACCCUUGACCCCGCUGAACACGAUCAGAAAUUACACUCUAGGUGGUCCGAGCACCGAAGCCGGAACCCAACCAAGACUCCCCACCGCAUAUAGCCCCCAAAACCUCCCACUGAGGCCCAUUCUGCGUCCUAGAAAAUACCCGAACAGACCCAGCAAGACCCCCAUCCACGAGCGUCCGUACCCGUGUCCGGCGGAGGGCUGCGACAGGCGUUUCUCCCGCUCCGACGAGCUCACCAGACACAUUCGCAUCCACACCGGACACAAGCCAUUCCAGUGCCGGAUAUGUAUGCGUAACUUCAGCCGCAGCGACCACCUCACCACGCACAUACGCACGCACACUGGAGAGAAGCCGUUUGUCUGCGACUUUUGCGGACGCAAGUUCGCGCGUAGCGACGAGCGGAAAAGACACACGAAAAUCCACCUGAGGCAAAAGGAGAGAAAAUCCUCUGCCGUGUCCUCCUCCUCGUCCUCCUGCGGGAGCUCCGCGUUGGAGCGCGCAGGCGGCAUCGGCGCAACCAAUGCGGUUUGUUCCUAGGUGGGAUAUUUUACGCACUACCUCACCAGACCAAUUAAACAAGAAAACAAAAUCAGCGGUUCUGUCAUCAAACUGUUCUCGCCAAACGCACGCGGCUCAGACUCAGGCGCGUAAUUGCGCACAAAUCUGCUCCAAAAUGACAGCACGACUGUCACAAUUGCACUUUGCCCGCACAGUCUACUGAACAUACAAUAGCCAAUCAUUAACAAAGAAAGGGGAAUUAACAUUUGGCAAAAAAAAAAAAUAAUUGAUUUAUAUUAUUUAAGAGUGUUAUUUAAGGCUUCUAACACACGUUUCCCCCUUCAGUGCCUUGUUGUGUCUUCUCAUUUAAGGACGCUUCUAAUGCAAUGUAUAUUUCUCCUUUUAAUAUGUAAAGACAUUCUAUUUUUGUACUCAUUUUGUCUUGUGUUGAAUAAAAUACUGUACAUGUGGACUUGUAAAACAAUACUUGGUGUGUAAAUACACAACUCAUACAUACUGCAGUGUGUUGUAAUGUGUG